Gymnodraco acuticeps is the source of this 2594-nucleotide messenger RNA. Its product is annotated as E3 ubiquitin-protein ligase TRIM21-like. Bases 125 to 1786 code for a protein of 553 amino acids. Gene Ontology annotation, biological process: protein ubiquitination. The transcript is spliced from 2 exons. NCBI's taxonomy places the organism in Eukaryota, Metazoa, Chordata, Actinopteri, Perciformes, Bathydraconidae. Gene Ontology annotation, molecular function: protein binding; zinc ion binding; ubiquitin-protein transferase activity. The record is from RefSeq and is a predicted model, not a curated record.
GUCAGAGAGGCAGCCACACUGCAGUCGAGACUAGUCUCUGUUUCUGUCUAAAGAAAAUACAAACUGAGUUCAUCAGAUCUUUCUGAACAACACAGCAGAGUCUCUGAUAAACACUGGUGUAGAUAUGGCUGCAGUUAGUUGUACAUCAUCUGAAGAUCAGUUCCUCUGCUCCAUCUGUCUGGAUGUGUUCACUGAUCCAGUCACUUUACAAUGUGGACACAACUUCUGUAAAGACUGCAUCACUGAACACUGGGAUAGAAGUGACAGGUGCCAGUGUCCCAUGUGUAAAGAGGCUUUUACCACAAGACCAGAUUUGAAAGUCAACACUUUCAUCUCUGAGAUGGUGGCUCAGUUCAGACAGUCGGCUCAACAGAAAGCCAGCAGCAGCAGCAGCAGCAGCAGCAGCAGCAGCAGCAGCAGCAGCUCAGAGCAACAAGUCUUCAAACCAGCAGAAGUUCCCUGUGACGUCUGCACUGAAACCAAACUGAAGGCCCUGAAGUCCUGCCUGGUGUGUCUGACCUCCUACUGUGAGACUCACCUGGAGCCUCAUCUGACAAUGUCAGGUCUGAAAAGACAUCAGCUGAUCGACCCUGUGGAGAACCUGGAAGACAGGAUGUGUCCGAAGCACGAUAAACCUCUGGAGCUGUUCUGUAAGACCGACCAGACAUGUGUCUGCAUGCUCUGCCAUGUUUCAGACCACAAGAUGCAUGAUGUGGUUCCUCUCAAAGAAGAAUAUGAAGGGAAGAAGGCUGAGCUUGAGACAGACAUUCAGCAGAUGAUCCAGAAGAGACAACUGAAGAUUGAGGAGAUCAAACACUCAGUGGACCUCAGUAAGGAAGAAGCAGACAGAGAGAUAGCAGAAGGAGUUCAGGUCUUCACUGCUCUGAAGGAGUCUGCUGAGAGAGGUCAGGCCAAUCUCAUCAACACGAUCAAAGAGAAGCAGAAAACUACUGAAAACCAGGCGGAAGAUUUCAUCAAAGAGCUGGAACAGGAAAUCUCUGACCUGAAGAAGAGAAGCUCUGAGGUGGAGCAGGUCACACACUCUGCAGACCACCUCCAUCUUCUCCAAAGAUUCAUGUCCCUUAAAGUUGCUCCACCCACCAAGGACUGGACAGAGGUCAGCAUCCAUUCAUCACAUGAGGGGACUGUGGUGAGAGCUGUGGUUCAGCUGGAGGAGACACUCAGCCAAGAGAUGAAGAAGCUGCUUGAAGCUGAACUGAAGAGGGUCCAGAAGUACGCAGUGGAUGUGACUCUUGAUCCUGAUACAGCACAUCCUAAACUCAUUCUGUCUGAUGAUGGAAAACAAGUGAGUCUUGGUGAUGUAAAGAAGAAUCUACCAAACAACCCAGAGAGAUUUUGUGAUUGUAUUCGUGUUUUAGGAAAGCAGAGUUUCUCUUCAGGCAGAUUUUACUUUGAGGUUCAAGUUAAAGGAAAGACCAGAUGGGAUUUAGGAGUGGCCAGAGAGUCGAUCAACAGGAAGAGAGGAGUCUCACUGAGCCCUGAGGGUGGUUACUGGACAACAAGUUUGAGAAUUGGAAAUGAGUACAAAGCUCUUGAUGAUCCUUCAGUCCUUCUCUCUCUGAAGUCUCGGCCUAAGAAGGUGGGGGUGUUUGUGGAUUAUGAGGAGGGUUUGGUCUCCUUUUAUGACGUAGAUGCUGCAGCUCUGAUCUACUCCUUUACUGGCUGCUCCUUCACUGAGAAACUUUACCCAUUCUUUGGUCCCUGUAAUAAUGAUGGUGGUAAAAACUCUGCACCUCUGAUCAUCUCUCCUGUCAGAGUCAACUAAUCACAUCCUAUUGCAUGUAUUGAUUUAUUCCCAUUCAAGGUAAUAAACAAACACAUUUAGUAUCAAAACUGUAUAGAUUUCAUCUUAUUUUCUACAUAAUCUGUUUACUGUGUGGAUUUGUUCACACUAAAUUGUUAAGAUUUUUGAUAUUAUGUAUCCCAUAGUCAACACUAAAUUGAUGCAUCCAUCUUUGUGGAGAAUGAAUAUCCAGUCAAUCCUCCGAUGAAGCCACAAACAUUAUUUUUCACUUCAAGAAUAAAUCACCGUUUGUUAUCAAAUAUGUCACAUUUGAAUGUUGCUAAAUUACUCUAAAGUAAACAUUUUGUUAUUAUUUGAUGUGCAGCCAAAAAAAAACACAUGUUGGAAUAUUUGUAUAUGUUUUACUAUUUAUAUAAUAAUGUAAUUAAGGCUACGCCCAUUCCAUGCCUUCAAUAUGUAGAGAACACAGUUUUUGUUAUUGUUAUUCUAGCAUGUAACAUUUUUAGACAAAUGAAAUUAAAGUAUACAUGCCAACAUAAUUUUCUUUUUUGUAGGAAAGGUGGUUUGGAUAAUUACUAAUAACUUGGUGUAUGUAAUCUGUAAAUAUGUGACUGUUCAAUCAAAACUGUAAAAUAAACUACUUAUUGAACAUAAGGCUGGUUUACAGUUAAGUUGUUUAUGACAAAUGCAUUGUGUUUCCUGUAAACCCUUCAUCAACCCAGCACAGGGAUGAUGGACUCUGCCACCAAGAAGACUCAUCUGUCUUCCUUUUUUCAUUAAAACAUUUCAAGAAUUGUACCAAUCAUUAAAGGAUAUCAGACAAGGCAAA